Acipenser ruthenus (sterlet) is the source of this 924-nucleotide messenger RNA. RefSeq lists its product as uncharacterized. Gene Ontology annotation, cellular component: plasma membrane. The transcript is spliced from 5 exons. NCBI's taxonomy places the organism in Eukaryota, Metazoa, Chordata, Actinopteri, Acipenseriformes, Acipenseridae. Bases 300 to 659 code for a protein of 119 amino acids. The record is from RefSeq and is a predicted model, not a curated record. Gene Ontology annotation, molecular function: protein binding. Gene Ontology annotation, biological process: positive regulation of apoptotic process.
UUCUCCCUCUCUCCCUCUCUCUCUCUCCUCCCCCUCCCUCUCUCCCUCUCUCUCUCUCCCUCCUCUCUCCUCUCCCUCUCUCUCACACACACACACGCAAUCUAGACGGAGAUGAUUCAUAUUCAACACGUGGGUGCUGCUGCAUUCUUAAAACGCCACCACAUGAAAGCGUGAUUCAUUCAGAAAGUAGGCUACAGCCACCGAAGCAAGAAGGAGACAAGCCUGGCGUCUGUCAAAUAUUAAUAUUAAUACACCGAGUAAAGUCAGCUAAGAGCGAGGCUGUAUUUCACGGAUACAGGAUGGAUAUGAAGCUGUUCCCCUGGUUCCUGCUUUUGCUCGUCUUUGUGGUCUCAGCCCAGAAGCAAAACUACAGUCAGAAAUGCAAACAAGGCGAAUUCUGGAAUGCCGACGCAGUUGCAUGUAUAGACUGCAGUAUAUGUCAAACGCACCCAAAGACACCAUCCUGCGAUACAUGCGAGCAGGCGCCAGCCCCGACUUUCAACGUGUGGAUGGUCGUGGCUUUGGUCAGCCUCUCUCUCGUGGUUGUCAUAACGACGGUGGCAGUUGGGAUGUACGUGCGGCAGUGGCGGGAAAAACGGAGCACGUUCCUCAGCGAACCCGUUGAAGAAACGGCAGGGCCGCUGUAUCCAGGACCAUAGAAACACAUACAGAGACCCAGUCUAAAUCAGCCAAAACACCACAGCAAUAUAAACAAGACACUGAACAAUGCACAAGACGACCAACCCAUUCCUGAAAGACCUCCAGACAGACAGACAGACAGACAGACAGACAGACAGUGGCACUGCAGUGGCUGGGGUCCUGUGUUGUAUUUUGCAGCUGCAGUGGGACGAGGUACCACACGGUUGAGCAUUUAAAUACAGGCCUGAUUUCAUAAUUCCCGCAGCUUUGUCGGACAAGGGGAUA